AUGGCGGACAGUUCAGAAAAUUCUGGAUCUUCUAAGAUUAAAAUUACUGUUAAAACUCCUAAAGAAAAACAUGAAAUAGAAUUAGAAGCCGAUGGUGGAAUAAAAGAAUUGAAGGAUGAAGUUUCAAAACAAUUUGGCUGUCCUAUUGAACAAGUUUGUUUAAUUUUUGCUGGAAAGAUUUUGAAAGAGGGUGAAACACUGGCACAACAUGGUAUUAAAGAUGGUUUAGUUGUUCACUUAGUUAUUAAAUCAGCCAAUAGAAUACCAAGUGCUCCACAGCCUGCUGAUAUUAAUGCCACUCCAUUUGGUCUUGGUGGACUAGGAGGAUUAGCUGGUCUGGGUAAUAUGGGUAUGGGAUCUGCUAAUUUUAUGGAAAUGCAACAAAGAAUGCAGAGAGAAAUGAUGGGAAAUCCAGAUAUGAUGAGACAAAUGAUGGAUAAUCCUUUUGUACAACAGAUGAUGUCCAGUCCAGAUGUUAUGAGACAACUAUUAAUGAAUAAUCCACAAAUGAGAGAAUUGAUGGAGAGAAACCCAGAAAUAACUCAUAUGUUGAAUAACCCUGAGUUAAUGAGACAGACUAUGGAACUAGCCAGAAACCCCUCUAUGUUACAAGAAUUAAUGAGGACACAAGAUCGAGCUAUGAGUAAUUUAGAGAGUAUUCCUGGUGGGUUUAAUGCGUUACAGAGAAUGUAUCGUGAUGUACAGGAACCAAUGAUGAAUGCUGCUCAAGAAGGAUUUGGAAAUAAUCCAUUUGCCUCUUUAGUUAAUCAGGAUGGAACAUCAUCUGAUAGUCAAAGAGGUCUUGAAAAUACAGCACCGCUACCAAAUCCCUGGGCACCUGCUGGUAGUAGUACUACCACAUCCAAUACAACUAGCAUGUUCAAUACACCUGGAAUGCAGAGUCUCAUGACACAGAUGCAACAGAAUCCACAAAUGAUGCAGAAUAUGUUACAGGCUCCUUACAUGCAGGCCAUGUUACAGACAAUGUCAGCUAAUCCUCAGUUAUCUCAACAGAUAUUAGGUAGUAACCCAAUGUUUGCUGGAAAUCCUCAGUUACAACAACAUUUUCAGCAACAUAUGCCCACUUUAAUACAACAGAUGCAGAAUCCUGAUAUGCAGGCCAUGUUAACUAAUCCAAGGGCCAUGCAGGCUAUGAUGCAGAUACAACAAGGAAUGCAGACAUUAGCAACUGAGGCACCAGGUUUAACUCCAGGGCUUCUUGGAGCACCUCCAACAACAGGACAGUCAGCAACAACAGCAUCACCUGCUUCACCAGCCUCAGCAACAACAACACCUGCUAGUCCUGCUGCUGGUACAGCAACCUCACCAUCAACAACAACAGAAACACCAGCAACUGGUACAGUUCCUUCUCUUGUACCAGAGCAGAGAUUUGCCUCCCAACUCGAACAAUUAACUACCAUGGGUUUUGUUGAUAGACAAGCAAACAUUCAAGCAUUAACAGCUACAGCAGGAGAUGUGAAUGCAGCUAUUGACAGAUUAUUACAACAAAGAUAA
Molecule: messenger RNA, 1515 nt
Organism: Lottia gigantea (owl limpet)
Lineage: Eukaryota; Metazoa; Mollusca; Gastropoda; Lottiidae
Exons: 14
Coding region: 1-1515 (504 amino acids)
Biological process (GO): ubiquitin-dependent protein catabolic process
Cellular component (GO): cytosol
Molecular function (GO): polyubiquitin modification-dependent protein binding
Source: RefSeq, a predicted model, not a curated record